CGUAGUGUAUGACCAGCUAGCAUUCAAAGCGCAGGGGGGAGUUCUUCAGGCUAAAUAACGCCGCCGUUCCUCGUUGUGCCGCCUUCAUCUUUAAUGCUGGUGGGAGCGGAGCCAUCCUGCAGGUUCUGGUUCUGAUGGCGAACGAGAGGCUCAGACUACUGGAGGACGCGGAGAAGGAAAUAGCGGUGGUUCUGCAGUGUGCUGGAAACAUAGUUUUGGAACUCUCCAAAGACAAACAUAAUGCCAGUUUCCUAGACAGACAGCUGGUCCAGUUCCAGACUUCAAUCAACCGCGUGGAGAGCGAACUGGGCGCCCAGAUCCGCUACCUCACACAGGUAGCUACAGGUCAGCCUCAUGAGGGGUCCACCUACUCGGCCAGGAAGGACUGCCAGAUGGCGCUGAACAGAGCCGAGUACGCCAAGGUCAAACUGGGGGAGCUAGGACGGACGUGUGAAGCCAUGUUGGAGCAGCAGCAACAGCAGCAGAUGUGAGAGGACCAUCUCAGACAUCAAAGGAAAUGAUCUAGAACCUGCUUCAUAUUUACAGAACAUUUUAUUACUGAUGGUUUGUUAUUGGAUUUGUUUAGUUUCUGGUUCUGGAGGAACCUAAAUCUGUGAUGAGCACUAAUGAGCUCUGCCCAGGUCAGUUCUGUUGUGGCUUCUUCAGUUUCUGGUGCCGGAUAACAGCUCUGAGUUUUACCAUGUUGGUGUAAUAAACCCGACUGUGACCGCUGGCGUCUGCAGUGAAAACAUCUGAA
Nothobranchius furzeri (turquoise killifish) is the source of this 757-nucleotide messenger RNA. RefSeq names its product mediator complex subunit 11 (gene med11). Gene Ontology annotation, cellular component: mediator complex. Gene Ontology annotation, molecular function: transcription coregulator activity. Gene Ontology annotation, biological process: regulation of transcription by RNA polymerase II. NCBI's taxonomy places the organism in Eukaryota, Metazoa, Chordata, Actinopteri, Cyprinodontiformes, Nothobranchiidae. The record is from RefSeq and is a predicted model, not a curated record.